Messenger RNA from Cucurbita pepo subsp. pepo (vegetable marrow), 1005 nucleotides. RefSeq names its product peroxidase 51-like. Gene Ontology annotation, biological process: response to oxidative stress; hydrogen peroxide catabolic process. The record is from RefSeq and is a predicted model, not a curated record. NCBI's taxonomy places the organism in Eukaryota, Viridiplantae, Streptophyta, Magnoliopsida, Cucurbitales, Cucurbitaceae. Gene Ontology annotation, molecular function: heme binding; peroxidase activity.
AUGGGAAGAAAUAGUUUGAGAACCUUUGUUAUGGUUGUGGUUAUUGUUUUGACAUCGUUGUUCGCCGUUGUUCCGACGUCUAUGGCCCAGCUUCGGCAAGAUUUUUACGCUGAUGUUUGUCCUAACGUUGAGAGCAUAGUUCGAAAUGCUGUCACGAAGAAGUUCCGACAAACGUUUGUUACUGUUCCCGCCACCCUACGCCUCUUCUUUCACGACUGUUUUGUUCAAGGAUGUGAUGCGUCAGUAAUGAUUGGUUCGGACGGAGGUAAUACAGUGGAGAAGGAUCAUCCUGAUAACCUUUCAUUAGCAGGAGAUGGAUUUGAUACGGUGAUUAAAGCGAAAGCUGCUGUGGACGCUGUGCCAGAAUGUAGAAAUAAAGUGUCGUGUGCCGAUAUUCUCGUGAUGGCUACUCGAGAUGUGAUUUCAUUGGCUCGAGGACCAUCAUAUGCAGUGGAGCUAGGGAGAAAGGAUGGGCUUGUUUCAAGGGCUUCAGAUGUGGAAGGCAAAUUGCCAAAGCCAAGCUUUAAUCUCAAUCAGCUCAAUGCCAUGUUUGCUGCCAAUGGCCUUUCCCAGACUGACAUGAUUGCUCUCUCUGCUGCGCACACGGUCGGAUUCUCCCACUGCAGCAAAUUGGCAAACAGAAUAUACAAUUUCAGCCGUACAAAUCCAGUGGAUCCAACGCUGAACCCAACCUACGCAAGCAGGCUUCAAGAGAUGUGCCCAAGAGACGUGGAUCCAAGGAUAGCCAUAAACAUGGACCCAAACACACCCACAAGGUUCGACAAUAUGUACUUCAAGAAUCUGCAGCAAGGAAUGGGCCUCUUCACUUCCGACCAGGUGCUCUUCAGUGACACAAGGUCUAGACCCACUGUCAAGGUUUGGGCUCAUAGUGGACAAACCUUCUACACUGCCUUCGUUACUGCCAUGACCAAGUUGGGUCGUGUCGGUGUCAAGACCGGAUCCGAUGGCAACAUUCGCACUGACUGCGGUGCUUUCAACCCUUGA